GGAAUUUGUAGUGUUUGUUAUUAUUUUAAACUAAUGGAAAACAAAAGCAGUGAACUGUGACUUUGACCAGAAGGGUGAAGGUCGUUCUGAGGUCAACCUGUGAAACGCUACAUUCGGCUGGCCGCUAGCGAAGAUAUAAUAGUGUUGUAAAUUCAAAAGACACAAAAAUGACAGAGCCACUAAAAGUAGCCAUAGUUGGUUCAGGAAAUUGGGGGUCUGCUAUAGCAAAGAUUGUAGGUCACAAUGUUUUGAAAAGUGACGAUUUUGCAACAGAAGUAAAGAUGUACGUAUACGAAGAAAUGGUGGAUGGGAGAAAACUUACAGAAAUUAUCAACACAGAGCAUGAGAAUAUUAAAUAUUUGAAAGGUCACAAACUGCCAGAAAAUGUGGUUGCUGUACCAGAUGCCAGAGAUGCUUGCCGAGAGGCAGACAUUCUAAUAUUUGUGCUGCCACAUCAGUUUGUCCGUCGUAUCUGCAGUAACCUGCAAGGCCACAUUAAGCCAACUGCGGUGGCCAUUUCUCUGAUCAAGGGUUUUGACGUCCAUGAUAAAGGCCUGGAGCUGAUCUCAAAUGUCGUGCGUACAAUGCUCAGUAUCGACUGCGCUGUCCUCAUGGGGGCAAACAUCGCCUCUGAAGUCGCUGGAGAAAACUAUUGUGAAGCUACCAUUGGGUGUAAGAAGCCAGACUUUGGCAAGCUGCUAAAGAAGCUCUUCCAGACAGACUACUUCCGUAUUGUGGUAGUAGAGGACGAGAUUACAGUAGAGCUUUGUGGAGCACUGAAGGAUAUCGUCGGCAUUUCUGCAGAUAUUAUUGAUUGUGUAUAUAAAAAGCAGGUGCCUGAAGGUGAAAAACCCGACGAGAUUUACUAUAAAGAAAAAGGGACAGUGGAUCAUGUCUAUCGUAAUGUGACUGCUACGGGUGCCGGUUUUGUGGAUGGUCUAGGUUAUGGGGACAAUACCAAAGCGGCUGUGAUUCGUCUUGGACUCAUGGAAAUGGUGAAGUUCUGUGAGGAAUUUUAUCCAGGGUCCAAGAUGUCCACCUUCCUGGAGAGCUGUGGUGUGGCUGACUUGGUGACCACAUGUUACGGAGGCAGAAACAGAAGAGUGGCCGAAGCUUUCGUCAAGACAGGAAAGUCCAUACCAGAGCUGGAGAAGGAAAUGUUGAAUGGCCAGAGCUUACAGGGACCCCCCACAGCAGCCGAGAUCAACAUCAUGCUGAAAGCCAAGAACAUGGAAGAUAGGUUUCCUCUAUUCACUGCCAUCCACAGGAUCUGUAUAAGAGAACUGGAGCCACAGAAGUUCAUAGACUGUUUGAAGAAUCACCCAGAGCACAUGUAGAUAGACUAUUAAGAUUGCUGUUCUUUGACAACACAUAGACUCAGUAGAAUGUGUGCUCUUUCCUUCAUUAUUCCCCUGUCCCCUAUUUUUUAAAAUGUUUCUUGUGUGAUAUAUUUUGUGAAUCCUUAAAUUCAUUCAGUGGAAAUUUCUGAGGAAGAUGACCAGGUUUUGCUUUAUACUUAUUUUGAAGAUUUAUGCACUGACAAUGCUUUUUUUUAUCCUUCACCCUGUUAGAACUUAAAUAAAGAAAUCCGUUGAUGGUAGCUUUUAUUUUGCAAUGCAAUAGAUGAAUACAAUUCACAAAAGAAUUGACCAUUGGAAUGAACUUCUGGAUUGUGAUGAACAACUAUUGCAGUGCCCUCAGUGUGCUGUUUUACCAUACUAGAGCUAGAGCUAUUGCAAUGACAAAUACUUUGAAAACCAGUUUUAAUUACGAAUGGGCUAGAUAGCUGUAUUAUUAACUGAGUAUGCCAUAUUAAGAGAUAAUAUUAUGUCAGUUAUGAGACGGAACAGUGUCUGAUUCCCAUAGUUUGAAGGUGCUGAUGACUUAAGAGGAGUAACUUUGGGCAGGACACGGUACUCACUGGCACGAACCACGUACGGGCUUUAUUUGUAAAAACAAAAGUAUUAACUAAUAAUUUUACUUCAAAUGAAAAUUGUACAUAGUUGAGAUAUUUAUCUUGAUAUAAAUGUUAUCGAAAAGAAGUUUAUCGUUCCAAUGAAACGUAUGGUUGAUGAAAACUUUACAAGUUUUCCAGAAGGCAGCGUUUACAAGAUACAUGACAACAAGUUCUUCAUUUUUAGAAAUAAUAUUGUGAUUGCAAUCAAAAAUAUACAUAUUUACGUUCUACAUAUUCUGCUUGUAAUAAGACCAAGUUAAAAUAUUAAAUGUUGAAAGGUGUUGUUA
Lingula anatina is the source of this 2244-nucleotide messenger RNA. Its product is annotated as glycerol-3-phosphate dehydrogenase [NAD(+)], cytoplasmic. Gene Ontology annotation, biological process: glycerol-3-phosphate catabolic process; carbohydrate metabolic process. The record is from RefSeq and is a predicted model, not a curated record. NCBI's taxonomy places the organism in Eukaryota, Metazoa, Brachiopoda, Lingulata, Lingulida, Lingulidae. Gene Ontology annotation, molecular function: protein homodimerization activity; NAD binding; glycerol-3-phosphate dehydrogenase [NAD(P)+] activity. Gene Ontology annotation, cellular component: cytosol.